Messenger RNA from Dalotia coriaria, 567 nucleotides. RefSeq names its product ribosomal protein L31 (gene RpL31). Bases 166 to 540 code for a protein of 124 amino acids. The transcript is spliced from 2 exons. Gene Ontology annotation, biological process: cytoplasmic translation. Gene Ontology annotation, cellular component: cytosolic large ribosomal subunit; ribosome. Lineage: Eukaryota; Metazoa; Arthropoda; Insecta; Coleoptera; Staphylinidae. The record is from RefSeq and is a predicted model, not a curated record. Gene Ontology annotation, molecular function: structural constituent of ribosome.
GCGCGUAUAAGCAGCAAACUUUUAAAUUUUUUGAACCAGUACUACUAGCGCCCUCGAUGUGAUAGUACUUGAAGUUAAAGCCGAGUGUUCACGUGGGUUCCCGAAGUGGGAACCUCUCUUUCUCUUGUCAAUCUGUGUGUGCAGAAGACAAUUAUAUUAUAAAUAAUGGCCAAGCAAAAGGGUGAAAAGAAAGGCACAUCAGCCAUCAAUGAAGUAGUCACACGCGAAUACACCGUCAAUCUGCACAAGCGAUUGCAUGGCGUUGGCUUCAAGAAGCGCGCACCGCGUGCCAUCAAGGAGAUCCGCAAAUUCGCGGUGAAGCAAAUGGGCACACCUGAUGUGCGUAUUGACACCCGCCUCAACAAGCAACUGUGGUCCAAGGGUAUCCGUAAUGUUCCAUUCCGCAUCCGCGUGCGAUUGUCGCGCAGGAGGAACGAUGAUGAGGACUCCGUCAACAAGCUAUUCACUCUGGUAACAUAUAUACCAGUUGCUGGAUUCAAGGGCUUACAAACUGAGAAUGUUGAUGUUACACAGGAGUAAGGAUUCAAUAAAUAAGAACUUUAUUUA